Messenger RNA from Zophobas morio, 4326 nucleotides. Its product is annotated as dual specificity protein phosphatase 22. Gene Ontology annotation, biological process: protein dephosphorylation; signal transduction. The transcript is spliced from 6 exons. Gene Ontology annotation, molecular function: protein tyrosine/serine/threonine phosphatase activity; protein tyrosine phosphatase activity. The record is from RefSeq and is a predicted model, not a curated record. NCBI's taxonomy places the organism in Eukaryota, Metazoa, Arthropoda, Insecta, Coleoptera, Tenebrionidae. Gene Ontology annotation, cellular component: cytosol. The coding region runs from base 47 to 1033 and encodes 328 amino acids.
UCAUAAUUUGUCAAUAACAGAUAACUUUUUUUUUAAUCUGCAAGAAAUGUUCGGUUUUGUGUGUACUGGUGAAACUAUUGUCAGCGUUAACCGACAAAAAACGACACAUUUUGGUAUUUCAAAGGUGUUACCGGGCCUUUAUGUCGGAAAUUACAGGGACUCAAAAGACGCUAACCAACUAGCUAAACACAACAUUACUCACAUCGUUGCCAUUCACGACUCUGCAAAAAGAAUACAUUCCGAUAAGCAUUAUCUCUGCGUGAUGGCUUCCGAUUCGCCGGAUCAAAACUUGACCCAAUAUUUUUCGCUGUGCAACGAUUUUAUCCACGCUGCGCGGCUUCGUGAAGGCAACGUUUUAAUACAUUGUCUGGCUGGGAUGUCUCGUAGUGUCACAGUGGCAGUGGCUUACAUCAUGUCCGUAACUAACCUCAACUGGAAGGAAGCACUUAAAGUUGUCAGAGCUGGAAGGGCAGUGGCCAACCCCAACUUGGGCUUCCAGAAGCAGUUGCAAGAUUUCGAAGCCACUCGUGUAGCGAAGGAGCGCCGACGUCUCAAGGAACGUUAUCCAAGUUUAGCCCUUGUACAUAUAGACCGAGAACAGUGUUCUCUUAUGCUCAAUAAUUAUGAAGAGUUGCUGCAAAAUCGGUCGAUCUGCGAAGGCCGGUGCGUUAUGGGCGAGGAAUGUCCGACCGGAAUCUGUAGAUCAAGAAAUCAAAAUCCAGCUGCACAUCAGUCGCGAUCGAGGAAGCAAAGAAGUGUUAGGUCGCGGUCGGAAAUGACAAGAAGCCCUAGUACUACUAGCACCGCUAGUACUAGUAAAGCGAGGCCUCGCUCUGGACCCGCAGGACUCCGAAGCCUUACAGGUUCUGCUCCGCCGUCUCGGGCAAGUUCCCGUUUAGAUAUAACUUCCACGGGUGUUUCUGGGACUCUCACAGCCCCAUCCACCCCCCAUGUAAGCCCUCCAAUAUCACCUAAGCGUAGAGGAACAGUUCUGGUGCCUCUUGCACUGAAGGAAGACGAUUUCGAUUCAUAGCCCACGCCACAAGAUGCGAUUAUUCGAUAUCGUUAAUAAAGUUAAACUCCAGAGGUUACAGCAAAUCGAAAUUUGAUGUUUGACGCCCUUAUCUGAGCAUGGCAGAAGGUAAAAAAGGUGCAGAUAUUGUCGUUGGUUGUGAUUUUAAAAUAAAGAAUUUAUAUACACCGUGGCCACUAGCAGCUUAAUGCUAAAUAUGUAAGGAAACACUGCUUAAAUUCCAUCCGUGUCGUGUGUAGUUAAAGUAGUACCAUUUUAGGAUUAGUAGGAAAAAUUGUGGUAUAAUGUAACUCAUCAUAUCAUCUCCCUAUUACGACUGAUUUGUACCCAUUUUGAACCUUUAUUCGUAUGCGAUAGAUUACCAAAUCGUCCAUUUAAAAUAAUUAGCCGCUCUAGAAACAUAUUUUGUUGUUUAUGAACCUGAUCGGAUGAAUUUUUGAGCGAAGCAGAAACGGAAAAAUCAGAUUUUUGGCUACAGAAUCACGCACAAAUAGAUGUUAAACAUAUUCCCUCUAUAGAUUUCAGUUUGAAUGACGUGGUUCUUACAUUAAGAAAGUGGUGGUGAUCUACUAAAGAUCUGCUAGUGGUUGUAUAUACAAAGAAAGGUUUAAGUCACGAAUCUUGGUAACUCUAGUGGGUUCUACAGAUGAAAUUACAACACAAUACAGUUUUUAUUAAUCAAGUACAGAUCUGAUCGAAUUAGGCAAUCAGGGGAUUCAUUAAUUUCUACACUAGAUAUACAAAAAAGAAAAUGCCAAAAGACAUAACUUUGUAAGGAAAAAUUGUAGUAAUAUCAGCGAAAGCGCAUUUUAUACAUUUAAAAAAAACAUAUACAUGCAUAUUUAUAAAUAAAUAUAAAAUUAGUAAAACAAUCGGUGCGACAAUUCAAACUCGCCCAAUUUAAUUAUUGCUAAUAAUUUCACACUCCCGGAAUCUAAAGAUUUUUUAUUUAUAUAAACAUAGAAUCUGUUACAAUUUUUUUGUACCGCUCAUUUACGAUUUAAGUAAUUUUUAAAAACAAAAUUUAAUGAGAAAAACGAAUACUAAUCACCAUUUUUGCCUUACCCUUUCCUAUAUUCUAGUUAAGUUGUUACAUUAGCUUUUGUAAAAUGUAACAGUACGUCUGAACACAAUCAUUUAUUUGCGAAAGUCAUUUUGUAAGUAAACUAAACAAAGAGUAAUAGCGUUUUACGGGGAUAACAACAUGUUUGAGCUAGUCUCAAUGGACUGACUUACCAUUUGAUGAUCUAUUAAUACAGACACAACUCAUCACAGCACAAGAUUGUUUUACUAAAAUAAAAAACAUAUACAAACAUUUAAAACAUGAUCAUAAUUAUUGUUAAUGAAAGCAAUGAUUUUUACCAAUGUGAGAGUAGACCGUAAAUAGUGUGCUCAACAGGCUUAGUAAAACAGUUAUUAUUAAGUAGCACAAAUUAUAAUAUUACUUAGUGAUAAAGUUAAAUUUUAUUAGAGGUGUAGGUUGUUGUUCUUGGUGCUGGUCGCCAGUUUAUUGCAAUAAUGACACAUUUAUUGUUAUUAGUUUAAGGUACAGUUUAAUAUUGUUAUUAAAUGCACUCGAUAGGUAUACAUAUUUUGUAUAACUUGAAUUAUGUAAAAUAAUGUAUAAUACAAACCAAAUUGAAAUAGUACCUAACGAACUAAAAAACUAAUCCCAUACCUACACUGUGAAAUGGAUCUGUACACUCACUAAAGCGUCAGGUUGGUAAAAAAGGAAAAUUACACCAACGAAAUUAAAAAAAAAACGCUACUUAAAGGGUGAACAGAUACAUUUCAUCUGCAGUUUACUGUUUGAAGCUGGGAUUGAAACUGAAGCUCAAUUUAUAAUCAAAAUUUAAGAAAACCAAUUUGGGACCUAGUUUCAGUUCUUGCUUCAGUGGUUACAGUUCACUUGACCCCGACGAGAAUUUGCCCAAAUCGUUGUUACUGAUUCAUAUGUUAAUAAUAGUGGUAUUUUUUUACCUAAUUAAUUGCUAUUUUUGACAAACAUUGUGAAUAUCAAAUAUAUACUAAAAGUGAUGGAAAUGGAAACGACGACCUUUUAUGAAAUUGUUACUUCAACGACAUACUCAUCUAUAAAUUCUCAGGAUAUCUCUAUUUACGUAAGAGUGAAAGAGAAUAAAUCAAUAUGUGCAAUAAUCUGCACGAGCAGUGAUUGACAUUCCUAUUCAUCAAAAGCAUGUUCAUUUCAACCUACUCUAGUUGCAGUAACAAUUUCCAUUUCUGUUUUAUUGUAGCGAUAAUUUUUUCUUCACGUAUUUAACAAAACAUACACAUCUUGCACAAAAUAGUGGUUGUCUAUGAAACUAAUAAGAUAAGCGCGCAAGGAAGUGGUAUAAAGUAUAAAUAGUCAACAGUGCGGCAGAAAUGAGGUAUAAGGCUGGUUUAAAUAAUGUUACGACGAAACAUGAGGAUGCACCUAAUUAUUUGAAUUAAUCAAACACCCAAAAAUCAUUUUUUUCACAAAAUUAGUAAUAAUUAGGAUUUUGGCGACGCCAUCUGUCUGAACCAUCUAUAUUUGAAUUUCAACAAAUCGAACUUUCACUAUUCACUAAAAAAAAGUGUUAACACAACUUCGAGUUAUGACAGGUGUACAAUUUUAUACUAAAACUAGACCAAGCUAUAGAGUGAACUAAAAAUAUAUGUCCAUUUACAUAAACACAUACAAAAAAAUAAAUAAAAAUCAGUACAAUCUAAACCUAAAGUCUCGUGCCUUGUUCGCUUAAAAACUGCACGAACACAGUGAACAUCACGAUUUUGAGUUACGAGGUUCGACUUACGGAAGUUCGACUGUAUGCAUCAAUUUUAACAAACAUACAGUGUUGAUUAAUUCAAAUAAUUUAACAGUAUUAUGAUGACACCAUUUUACUCGUACGUGGUGCCUGACACGGUUUCUAAAGUAAUGGUGAUAAAGGAUAAUCGUGAGUCGGUUUUUGAAUACUUAAGAAUGAUAAGAAAAAGAAAGUACAAAACAGAUUAUUUUGCGAUUUUUUUACAAUUGCAACGCUUUGCCAAUCAAUAUCUUCAAUAUAAUAUAUAAAGAGCGUUUAUUUUAUAUUGUAGAUAAAAAUGUAAUCACGCGCAUGACCCGUAGAAGUGUCCUUAUUUAAGCUACGUGUUUGGUUUUGUUGGAUGUUGUGUACAGACGACAAAAUGUGUCAGCUUAUAAUUCACUUAUGUGCAUGUUCACAAAAUAAUCGGUCCAAUACUUUUAUAGUAAAAAAAAUGCUUGCAAACAUGAACAUAAGUCUCUUAUAAAAUUAUUAACAGACAAA